Molecule: messenger RNA, 486 nt
Organism: Hevea brasiliensis (rubber tree)
Lineage: Eukaryota; Viridiplantae; Streptophyta; Magnoliopsida; Malpighiales; Euphorbiaceae
Exons: 2
Coding region: 1-486 (161 amino acids)
Source: RefSeq, a predicted model, not a curated record
AUGGGCAAGGAUAUUGUUAUUCAAGAAUGCGAACAGCCUGGAGGACGCAGCAGGUUGUGGAAUUAUGAAGAUGUUAAUCAUGUAUUGAUAAUAGAAACAGCUGCUGUUUCUAUGCAAUUAUCUGCUGUGAAAACUCUUAAUGACUCCAAUUUUGAUGACUGGAAAGAGUCUCUGAGCAUGUACCUUGCAAUAGCCCAACUAGAUUUAGCCUUAAGGGUUGAUGCACAUACUAAACUUACUGAUGAAUCCAUAAUUGCACCUGUUCUCUCAAGUGAGAAACUCUCUAAAGCUCAGUGUCCUCAAGAUGACAAGGAAAGGAUUGAAAUGGAAAAUAUUCCAUAUGGUUCUGCAGUUGAGAGCUUGAUAUAUGCUCAAGUAUGCACUCAUCCUGAUAUAGCAUUUGCUAUUAGUGUCCUUGGUAGAUACUUGAGUAAUCGUGGAUGGAGUCACUGGAAAGCUACAAAGAAAGUUAAGAGAUAUUUGUAG